Molecule: messenger RNA, 3481 nt
Organism: Misgurnus anguillicaudatus (oriental weatherfish)
Lineage: Eukaryota; Metazoa; Chordata; Actinopteri; Cypriniformes; Cobitidae
Source: RefSeq, a predicted model, not a curated record
AAAGUAGCCAAACAUGUUAUUCAUCUUAAAAGGCACCUCAGAUUUCAAUAAAUUUGUUGCUUAAGUUGUUGUAACUCGUGAGUAGGAUGUUUCAAUUUGGCGGAGGCAUGAUGUGGUUGUGCUCAAACCACAACCUAGAAUUGUCAGCAAGGACUGCUUUACUGCAGCAGUAAUACAUACACAAAAAUAUGUUUGACAACGAAAUGUUCGAAGAAUGUAAUCAAGAAUCGAGAAAAAAAUCUGUGACUUUUUUUACACAUAGCAACAUUCAUUUUUAUUACAUAUGAUUAUAUUUAUACUUUUGGUACAGUAAUUGCUAAGUCUUUGUGUAUACUGUAUGUGUCUGUUUUUAUUUUUUCAUAAGUCUGUUUCGACAGGAAGUAGCUAUGACAUGCAACGGUGUGCAUCACACACACUCAUUUCGUCUGUGGUGGAAUAUAUGUCUGUCAGUUUUGUAUUUCAUUUCAAUCUUUAUGAGGUAACACCUAAUUUUUCACACCUCCUGCUUCGCUGUAAUCAAGAUAAGCAUGGCAGAUUUUUGGAAGGACAGAUUUCCAGACUUUGAGGAUUUACACUUCAGUGAUGAUGACAACACAACACCGCAUGGUGAUAAUAUAACUGAAAGAGAACCAGUCACGGAGGACAACAACAAUCACAGAGAAGACAGAGUUUCUGAGCCUGAUGAAGAUUUAGCAGAAAGUCAAAGCUGUACAGAUACUAUCAUGGAAGUAGAAACUAAAAACUGUUCUAUGGAUGGCGUAUUAGAAGAUCAAAGUGUGAAGACAGGAACCAUGCUCUUUGGUUCAUCGUCUGAUUAUGAUUCAGAUGAAAGAAAGACACAACCUGAAGACCAUGAACAGGAUGAACUUGAGAUGCCUGCAGAAACAUCAGACAUCCAUCAAAUAACAGCUCACUUUCAAAUGGAAGAUGUCGGUUUCCUAGAAAAAGUUUCUUUAGAAGAAACUCACAUUGAUCAGGGAACACCAAAAUAUCAGAUUGUAACAGAGGAGGAAACAUCACAUCUAUUGUCCUGCCAGAUGGUGGAUGAACCUGAAGAUACGAGCUUAGCAUCAGAAGAAGACGGAUCGCUAAUGGAGGUCCAGUCCAAAGAUGAGAUGAAAGAUUUUACAGAAGAUGAUCAUGUGGAAGUAGUGGAGGGCUUAGCAGAUUACUCUUCUGAAUUGUCCGAAAGUGAAAAUGAGAGCUCCAGUGAAGGUCAUGAGAGUGAUGCUCCUACCAACAUGAACAACAAGAUGGAUGCGGACAACCUGGAAGCAGAUUGCCUAGCUAUAACUUCAAUGGAUAAUGAUGAUAAUGAAAGGAAUCACAGAGAAGACUCUGAGCCUGAUGAAGAUUUAGCAGAGACUCAAAGCUGUACAGAUACUGAUUUGGAAGUAGAAACUGAAAACUGUUUUAGGAACAGUAUGGAUGGCCUAUUAGACGAUCAAAGUGGAAAGUCAGAUGAAAGAAAGACACGAGCUGAAGACCACGAAGAGGAACGCAAAGACAAUGAACUUGAGAUACUUGCAGAAACAUCAGACAUCCAUCAGAUGACAGCUCACUUUCAAGUGGAAGAUGUUGGUUUGCUGGAAAAGGUUCCUACAGAAGAAACGAAGGAGGAAACAUCACAUCUACUGUCCUGUCAGAUGGCGGAUGAACCUGAAGAUACGAGCUCAGCAUCAGAUGAAGAUGAAACUUCUGAAACUUUUGAGGAACAUGUCUUUCAACAUGCUCCUGAUAACAAAGAAGCCAAUGAUUUCAAACAGUUAAAUCUAGAAGACUCUUCGACACAGCUAAUGAAGGUCAAGUCCAGGGAUGAGAUGAAAGAGUUUACAGAAGAUGACCAUGUGGGAGCAGAAGAGGGCUUGGCAGAUUACCCCUCUGACCGGUCCGAAAGUGAAAAUGAGAGCUCCGGUGAAGGUCAUGAGGGUGACCCGAACAUCAAGGUGGAUGCGGAAAACCUGGAAGCAGAUUUCCUAGUCAUAGCUUCAAUGGACGAUGAAAAUGAAAGGAACAGAGGCAUAAAUCCGGCAGAAAUGGUCACUGAUUCUGGAAACGCAAAAAAGUCCUACAUGAAUGAGCAACAUGACUAUGACAGUGAUAUCAGCAGUGAUGAUGAUGAUGACAACGGUCCUACUGUUUACAUGCACGAAACCAUAGCUUCCCAAGAACCAGAAAACCCUUACACAAAUGAUUUUGUUAGAGACUGGAAAAGCAUUGAAUGUGAAGAAGCAUAUAUACAUCCAGACAGUCAGAAUCCAGAGAGACAUGAUGCUGGAGGUUUAUCAGACACGCCAGCUCUUCCUGAAACGGUGGACUCCAGGAUGGAAAGUCCUUCCGCAUAUGAGACACACACUUCUGAAAAUCCAAAUAAUAGUGUGAGGCAGUUAGAUCCUUCAAGGUCCUACUCCAAUGUUUCAAACGUUGGGGAAAAUCUCAACACCUUAUUACCCGAGACGUUUUGGAAUUUAAUUGAACAGGACAACCUGAAGUUUGAUGACUGGGAUGUUAAUGAAGAAGAGGCGAUCUGUAAUGAAGAAGAGGUAGAGAAUGAGGAAGAGGAAAUGGAAAGGGACUGGGAGAAAGAACGAGCAAGAAUCGAAGCAUUUAACACAUAUUACACAUCUUUCGAAGGCGAAGACAAUGUUGGUAGGAGCCCCAAAGUUACGUUUUGUUUGGAAACAGAAUCCAUCCAAUAUGAAGAUGAAUAUAGUAGUAGCGAAGAGGAACCAAGCACAGACAUCAGUGAGUUGUAUCCUGCAGAGCCCAAUGUUGUCGACAUACAUCAAAGCAACAAAGAACACAACAGUAAACCUUUAGAGGUUUCAGAUGCUGCAGAAAAUAUCCAAACCGUGACACCCGAGACACUUUGGUCCUCAAAGUUACUGAUAGAUGAAGAAAACCUGAAGUUUAAUGACAGUGACCAUGAUAUUGAUGGAGAUGACGUCCAUAAACCUGACACGAGUGAGGUGAUCUGUGAUGAAAAGGAACCUUUCUUUAAGAAGUUAAAAUAUGAGGAUCAGGAAAUUAAAGGAGACAGGGAACAGGAACAAUCAGGAGCUGAAUACAUGUACCACAUAGAGUUCACUGAAUGGGAAAAUGAGGUAACAGAGAGGAGCCACAAAUACACAUUAAGUCUGGAUCAAGAAUCAUCUCAAAAUGAGGAUAAUGAAAGCAGUGAACAGGAAUCAAACACAGAAGAUGACAAUUCCAACAUAAAGACUAAGGACCUAAGUGAAUCUGAUGAACCAAAAGAGAGGCGUUUGUACACAGGAAAGCAGAAGGUCUUACCGAAAGGAUUACAAAAGCCAGACAAGAAGCUAAAGGAACCGAAAAGCAAGUGCCUUGUCCUGCUGAGGUCUGUAUUAGCAUUGAGUCUGGCAACAGCGGUGGGAGUUUUGUCUUACUGGUGGGUCACAGAUAGCCUGGACUGGAUCUACUGAAUUUACAUUCAUCUUGGGUCUUCAACAUCAUUCAGAAC